AAGAAAUAACUUCUUCCAAGCGAAGUUACUUCUAAAGUAAUAUCAUUUCCAUUAUAUUAAACCCCCACACAUACUUUCUCCUUAGUAAAGAGAAAGACUAAGAGGCUGAUCAUUGACUCAGAAUUUGUAAUAUGGCACAAGAAUCAGCUUCUUUCGAUCUUGUACAGGUAGAUGAUUCCUACUUCUCACUAGUGUUUGAUGAAAAAGAAGAUCCGAUUUUGCCUGUAUCUGAUGAGAAGUAUGCAGAAGAGUUGCAGUUCCAAGAGGCCCUUAUGGGCUCUGUGAUCACUUCCAAAUUGGCCAACAAUGGAGCCUUAACCUUAUUGCCAUCAAUGUCAACGCCAACGCCAACAAUACAAGCAAUUUUUCCAACCCCAGAACCAGAGCUAGCAAAAGAAGCUGGGGAAUCAUCACAUAGCUUCUGUGAGAUUUGUGUGGAAAGGAAAGAUAGUGACCAGAUGUUCAAAACUGAGAGCUGUGUUCACUCAUUUUGCUCUGAUUGCAUUGGCAAACACGUUGCCACAAAGAUCCAAGAGAGCAUAACCACUGUUACUUGCCCUGGAUUGGACUGCAAGGGUGUCAUAGAACUCGAUGCUUGCAGGGCAGUGCUUCCGAAAGACGUGUUGGACAAGUGGGACGAGGUGCUAUGUGAAGCGCUGUUUGGUUCCCAGAGGUUUUACUGUCCUUUCAAGGAUUGUUCAGCAAUGUUGCUGAAUGAUAAUGAAGAAGGAGAAGCGAUUAGGGAGUCAGAGUGCCCGUUCUGCCAUAGAUUGUUCUGUGCGGUGUGUUAUGUGCCUUGGCAUUCAGGGGUGGAUUGCGAAGAGUUCCAGAGAUUGAACGAGGAUGAGAGAGGGAGGGAUGAUCUCAUGUUGAGGGAGCUUGUUAAGGAGAAGAAAUGGAGGAGGUGUCCCCAUUGCCAAUAUUUUGUGGAAAGGACUGAAGGUUGUUUACAUAUGACUUGCAGGUGUACUUCCCAGUUCUGCUAUGGAUGUGGAGCUGAGUGGACUAGCGAUCACGGUGGUUGCCAGAGAGAUUAAAUGUCUAGAAUGAAUCAUAAUGAAGAUGUUAUCACAAGCACUGUACUAUAAGUAUUGGAAACUCUGGAUAUAUUACCUCUUUAUUUUGCUUUUAUCCUUGGUUAAUUUAUGAGAAAAAUGCUCAAAUUUGCAUAUAAAUCUAUUAUUCAAAUUCUUCUCAUUAAUUAUUGAGAAUUCACUCUACACUAUUCUUAGCCUCUUGGACUAUUAUACAUAAAUAAUAACUCCAAAAUCAGAAUCUAUGCUAAAAAUGAAGUUGAAUGCAAAGUCAAAGAUCAAAAUCAACACACGUCAACGGUUGAAUUAAGGUGGUCCUUGUGUGGCGUAUGAUCGGAGAUUGAAGGAUCUUGGUGCGUUAGUGGUUUUGCCGUUUGGGGAGUUGCUGCUUGCGUAACUUUGGAUAUGCAUGUUGUAUGCAUUCUAAAAGGGGUAGUGUGUGUAUUUUCUAUUUCUUUGAUGGUGGGAAACUUAUAAGAGUGUUCUUGUACUAAUGCUCAUGUUUGUGUUAUUUUUCUAUACUUAUAUACGAACCUUGAAUUUAAGAUUCA
Quercus robur (English oak) is the source of this 1585-nucleotide messenger RNA. RefSeq names its product E3 ubiquitin-protein ligase RSL1-like. The transcript is spliced from 2 exons. Gene Ontology annotation, molecular function: zinc ion binding; ubiquitin conjugating enzyme binding; ubiquitin protein ligase activity. The coding region runs from base 132 to 1037 and encodes 301 amino acids. The record is from RefSeq and is a predicted model, not a curated record. Gene Ontology annotation, biological process: ubiquitin-dependent protein catabolic process; protein polyubiquitination; positive regulation of proteasomal ubiquitin-dependent protein catabolic process. Gene Ontology annotation, cellular component: ubiquitin ligase complex; cytoplasm. Lineage: Eukaryota; Viridiplantae; Streptophyta; Magnoliopsida; Fagales; Fagaceae.